AUGGAUCUCUGGAAGUCUGUCACCCAAUUGGUGGAGGGAGGGUUGAAACUUCCCUUCCACGAGCAUAACACAUUCCCUUCUCUCUGGACCAUUGCUGGAAUUUCGGCUGCCACAUACAUUGCCUACGGGAUCAGCGUGAUCAUCUACCGGCUCACACUCCACCCGCUCGCCCAAUUCCCCGGCCCGUUUCUCUGUCGCAUCAGUUAUCUUCAGCAAUGCUACUAUGAGGCGAUUUUAAAUGGCAAAUUCUUAGAGAGGCUCCCUGAGUAUCAUCGCAAAUAUGGACCCGUCGUUCGAAUCAGCCCUAAUGAGGUACAUAUCAACGAUCCGUCGCUUUACCACGAAAUCUACAAAAGCAACUCGCCCUUCACCAAAGACCCCACCUCGUACGCCCUAGGGGUAUCCGAGGCCAUGGCCUUUACCGUCCCCGUAGAAAAGCACCGACAGAAGCGCAAAACCCUCGACCCGAACUUCUCCAAACAUCGGGUCGGGUUGAUGGAAGCGGGCAUGUAUGAAGAGCUGGAACUCGUUUUCGACCGAAUCCACGAGUACGAAAAGCGAGGCGAAGAGGUACCGAUUAUGGAACUAUACUUUUGUUACACGGUCAGUCCCCCCUCUCCCACCUCCCUCGAUAGUGCUAUGAACCCCGCUGAACCGAUCCAGGGCGAUAUCAUCUCCCGCUACCUUUUCGGCCAAAGUCUCGGACUCGUCUCCUCGCCCAAUUUCAUCCAGCGCGCCGAGCAAAUGCGCUCCUUCACCAAAGGCAUCUGGUUCGCCAUCCACUUUCAGUUCGUGAGGAAUGCCCUUCUGGCGCUACCCCGCUGGCUGAUUGCGUAUCUGAGCGAUGCUUGGGUGAAAGUCCUCUUGUUCAUCGAAACCCUCGCCCGCCAAUCCAUCCGCGACUUCAACCUACAGCAAGCCCUCGCCAAAAGCCCCCUCCAAGAAACCAUCUUCGAUCGUCUCCUCACCGACGACGCUCGACGACAGGAAAAAGGCCGGACCGCCCGACCGCUCAGUUUCCGGGAACUGGCGGACGAAUGCACCGGGAUUCUGAAUGCGGGGACCGAACCGACGGCGACGAUGUUGAGUUAUGCGACGUAUUUCUGGUUGAAGUUUCCCGACGUGCAGAGGCCGAUUCUAGAGGAGUUGGCGGGGGUGGAGUUGCAGGAUGGACGAUUGCCGUUGGCGAAGGUGGAGAAUUUACCCUAUUUUACUGGUUUUAUCAAAGAAAGUCUCCGAUACAUGCCUCUUGUUCCGGGACGGUUGCCACGCACGGUUCCCGCGGGAGGGUUAUACGUGCCGUCGGUGCAGAAAACCAUUCCCGAGGGGGCGGUGGUGGGACUCAGCCAUUUGGCCAUUCACUUUGAUCCCGAGAUCUUCGAAGAGCCGGAUGCGUUUCGGCCGGAGCGCUGGAUCGGGGAACCGGGCAAGGAACUGAAUCCGUGGUUGUUGUCUUUCUCCAAGGGCCGGACGGAUUGUAUUGGGAAGACGUGGGUACUCCCUGCUCUUGUGAUGGCAUUGAACUCAUGGGUGUAUAGGCUGGCGUAUGCGGAGAUGCACCUGAUUUUGGCCAACUUGUUCACCCGGUUUGAGCUGGAAUUGACGCCAACCGGACAUGCGGAUAUGGUGUGGGUGGAUCGGGUGAUUGUGCAUUCGACGCGGAAUUUACGCAUCAAGGUCAAGGCUAGGGGAGAACAAGUUGAGGCAUGA
Aspergillus ibericus CBS 121593 is the source of this 1710-nucleotide messenger RNA. Its product is annotated as cytochrome P450. The coding region runs from base 1 to 1710 and encodes 569 amino acids. The record is from RefSeq and is a predicted model, not a curated record. NCBI's taxonomy places the organism in Eukaryota, Fungi, Ascomycota, Eurotiomycetes, Eurotiales, Aspergillaceae. Gene Ontology annotation, molecular function: heme binding; oxidoreductase activity, acting on paired donors, with incorporation or reduction of molecular oxygen; iron ion binding. The transcript has 5 exons.